This is a messenger RNA of Chara braunii, 3472 nucleotides long. Lineage: Eukaryota; Viridiplantae; Streptophyta; Charophyceae; Charales; Characeae. The record is from the annotation of a GenBank genome assembly.
AGGUCAUCUCUCUGCUUUUCCUCCCGCGCCCGGGCGCGUGCACCACCGGACACGUCGCCGCUCUGCGCCUUGUCCGCAUACACACACCCGAAACAGAAAAGAAAAGAUUAGUUGGCAUAUUGUGCUGCUGCUGCUGAAACGACUUCCUUCAAUUGGUCAUCACCUCCGACCGCAAAUUGAUCAAACCCACUGGUAAGGAAUCAGUUAUGCAGAGGCACACUCACCUAUAGCAAUCACAGACACACACACACUGAGAGAGAGAGAGAGAGAGAGAGAGAGAGAGAGAGAGAGAGAGAGAGAGAGAGAGAGAGAGAGAGAGAGAGAGAGAGAGAAUGAAGCUGAAGCAAUUACAGUCGAUGCUGGAGGAUGUGGAGCAGUUUGAGUCUCCGAACGUGGAGUUAGAGCAAUACCCGACAGGGGCGCAUAUUGCGGCGCGCAUGAUGUAUACUGUGGCCACCACCUUCGGUGAUAUCGAGGGAAAGGUGGUGGUGGACCUGGGCUGCGGCUGCGGAGUCCUAGCGAUUGCUGCCUCCCUUCUUGGUGCCGCUCAUGUGAUUGGCGUUGACGUGGACACGGACGCUUUGGACCUUGCAAAAGCCAACUGUGAAAAUCUGGAAGUGGAUAAGGUUGAAUUCGUCCUUGCUGACGUGGCGUCACUGGGUUGGAGGGACAGUGUUAUCAAAUCCGUUGAUGUGGUCGUGAUGAAUCCACCAUUUGGUACACGUAGGAAAGGUGCUGAUAUGCAGUUCCUUAGGGCCGCGCUGUCGAUGGCUGGCUCCUCUGUUUACUCGUUGCACAAGAGCUCGACACGUCAGCAUGUCCAGCGGGUAGCCAUAGCUGAGCUUGGUGCAGCAUCAAGACGGUGUGAUUUGUUAAGGCCAAACGAUUCGAGAAGGGAUGAUGGGGCAGACUUGGACCAGGUGCCUUCAGAAGUGGAACAUCUAGGGAGGAGUCGAGAGGAAGCAGAGUCCAGUGCGUCUUCGCGCUUUCCACAGUCCUGCCUAUGGCGAUCCGUCAGAUCACGAAAUUUUGACGAGCUCUGGCCGAGGGGCAGUCCUUGCUUGGGUUCUGCGUUCCUGCCACAACUUGCACCUGCACGCUGUCUGACAGGUGUUGGGAUACAGACUUCUACGAUGUGUGCAGGGUCCCAGUUACCCCGUGGAGUUGUGGGAGGGCCGUGGGGCGAUGAGUGUGGAGAAGAGGGUGAUGGGCACAGCAAGCGGUUGUCAGCAGCUUUGGCUUAUCUGGAGACAUUCAUCAAUCUCGAGAGGAGGGGUUUACCUGCAGGAGGGGGAAUGGACUCUGACAAGGGACUUGAUCUGAUGAGGAUGCGGCUGCUUGUCCAGCGUCUUGGCGAUCCUGUUCGGAAGUAUAAGGUGGUCCAUGUUGCAGGAACUAAGGGUAAGGGAUCUAUUGUGGCCUUUGUUAGCAGCAUCCUUCGUGCCGCAGGCUACAGAGUGGGCACCUACACCAGCCCUCAUGUUAUGAGCUUGCUGGAGCGGAUUACAACUAAUGAGGACGGGGCGCCCAUUUCAGAAGAGGAGUUUGCCUCAUUGGUCGACGAUCACCGAAGCGUCAUUGAUGCUGUUCAUAUGGAAGUGGAUCGAAGUCUCACAUUCUUUGAGGUUGUUACUGCUCUUGCGUACGUACAUUUUGCUCGCACAAGGGUUGACGUUGCUGUGGUUGAGACUGGUCUCGGCGGUGCUCGGGAUGCCACAAAUGUGAUUCCAGAAGAUUCUCUUUCUUGUGCCGUGGUAUCUGCUAUUGGCUAUGAGCACACGGACGUUCUUGGCGAAACCAUUGAGUUGAUUGCGCAAGCGAAGGGGGGGAUCAUAAAGCCCAAGAAGCCGGUUGUCUUGUCAAAGCAAGAUGAAGAACCAGUGGAGAGGAUAAUAGCCUCAGUUGCAAACGCGCAGGAGAGCCUGCUAACUCUAGCCAGGGAGCCUCUUAUCUUUGCCACUCGGGUGGCAGCAGGACCCAGGGCACUUAGCAAAAACCCAUCCCUGAAGGAAACAGUCGAUUUUGCUGUCCCUUGCUUAGAAACACUCGUCGACGGGGAGGCGGUCCAAGCCUUAUGUAGAGACAGCACUUGUGGGCGAGGAGCAGUCGAAAGCAGAGGAAGCUGGUCUGCAAACGCCGUGAACCUUGGUCUCGUCGGUGCACACCAGGUCGAGAAUGCCUGCACAGCUGUUUGUGUUGCCCAUAUUCUGAGGAGCCAAGGCUGGGUACUUCCAGAUGGAGCGAUUAGGCAAGGCCUGGAAAGAGCAAGAUUGUUGGGUCGCUUCCAGGUCCUCUCCGCGAAUGACAUUGGCAUCCCCUGGCUCAAUAACAUCACAAUUGUCCUCGAUGGAGCGCACACUCCAGCUUCAGCACGAGCUCUUGCGACUCUGAUGCAGGAACAAUUUCCGUCAAAGAAGCUCAUCUUCCUUGUGGGAAUGGCAAAAGACAAGGAUCAUUCAGCUUUCGCACACAGUAUACUCCAACGAUGUCAACCAGUCGCAGUCAUACUCACGGAGGCGCAAGUUCUUGGCAGCUUUCACAGGACCAUGCCAUCGGUGAAGCUUCUGGAAUUGUGGAGGCAGGCGUUUCAUGCUCUUUCGGCGACAAACAGCAUUGACCGUGCACAAGCGACAGCCGAGGCCAUCGUGAGAAGUCUUCCACAGGGUGUCGUGCAGGUAUCUGAAGGAGCCAAAGAUGCUGCAUUGCCCACGAAAGGUGUCACACAGGGUAUCCCAGACGGUGGUGUGGAAGGAGCUGCAGAUCCUGCCAAGGCGAGAAUGAGACCAAGUCGACAAGGAGGAGGAAGAGGAGGAUUAGAACAAGUCCAGGGCCAGGAGAACGGAAUCGGAGCAGGUGUUGCAUCGGACCCAUCACGUGGUUGGAGGCAAGUUCAGAUCUUCGAAAAACGCACCGUGUGGCAAGCGUUAGAACUGGCGAGAGCAUUACUUGCGGAAACACCCUCAGAGACUAUUUCGCGGAGAAGUGCGCAAACUUCUCAUUCUGCGACGGACCUGAACCUGAGAAGUUCCUGUGGGAGUGGUUCAGCAAGUCCUUCCAUGGCUAGUUUAGAGAGUCCUCUGGCCAGUCUAGGAAAUUUGGUGGCCAGCACUUCCGACGACAAUCUAGGGAGUACAUCUGAAAGCAGCAUGGGGGUCGUGUGUGUGACAGGGUCGAUCCACUUGGUUGGAGAUGUGUUGAAGCUGAUAAAAGGUGGCGAAGGUCGUGAUCGGAGAACGAGUUCCUGACAGUGCAAGGAUGCGCAAGGCUGAAACACCUUUCCACGCUGCUUCCCGUCAGGUGCGUUGCUCCUUUUCACAAACAGGACAGGUGGAGGAGGAUAUCCCCGUUAACCUCAUAGUCAGCACAGGACAUCCGUUAAAAUUGGAACGAUAUAGAGAAGAUUAGCAUGGGCCUUGCGCAUGGACGACACACAUACAUUGAGAAAAAAAAAAAGUAAAAGGUUUGCAUAUCU